UUUUUGAUAAAGCUUCGCAGUUGCGUUCAUACUAAAUAACAAUCGUUCUGUGUACUAGAGAGUAUUAAAAACGUCGACGAAUCGGAAUGCUAUGUACUGUUAAUUCUGUCGUGGCCACGGAAACAUAGGUCUAAGUUCAGCGUAAAAAUAUAAAGUGUUUUAUUCAUAUCGUUGUCGCGUAUUUUGAAAUACUCGAAUAAAUAUUCUAGCAAUUUCAAAUCGUAUUUGCUUAAAUAUUUCGUUAUUAUAAUACUAAAACUGAAAUCUAUUAAAUGAAAGAAUUUUCAGUAGUACUGAUAUAAAUUUGUAUUAAACUUUGAGGAACAGAAACAAAACACAAUGGAGGUACUGAAUAACUUUUCGGUCGGAGUUGAAUUUGUCUUAAGUAAUUCCUCGAAUUAUACAAACACAUCGCAUACCGAAUAUGAAUAUCAUGCACUCAGUGAACCACCCUUAGAAGAACUAAUACCCGUAUCAAUAAUAUAUGGAAUAACGUUGGUUCUCGGCAUGUUGGGAAAUAUAUUAGUGAUAUUUUCAGUGACAAGGUACCAGCAGAUGUUGACUGUAACGAACACGUUUCUCCUAAGUUUGGCAUCUGCAGACCUUCUACUUGUUAUAAUAUGUGUGCCGGUCAAGUUUGCUGCAUUUUUCUCAUACGUGUGGCGCUUUGGAGAAUUCCUCUGUAAAACGGUGCACUAUGUUCAGAAUGUAUCUACCAUUUGUUCCGUGGCAACCCUCACUUUUAUGAGUUUAGAAAGGUAUUAUGCGAUUGUUCACCCUAUGAAGGCUAAAUAUUCGUGUACGGUUGGCAAAGCACGGCGGGCUUGCAUUUUUCUGUGGGUGCUUUCAUUUAUAUUGGCUCUGCCAAUCUUGAUUGGAAGGGUACACAUCACUGUUGGGCUAUACAGGAAGGCAACUUGGUGUAUAAAGGAAUGGAAGAAUCCGACUUACAGCAUCUUAUAUGAAAUAUACAUGUUUUGUAUUAUUCUCGCAUUCCCUGUUCUAAUAAUGAGUUUUGCAUACAUCAGAAUAUGUCAGGAAUUGUGGUUUAUGUCACAGCACAGAUCUAUCAUGAGGAACGACUCAAGACUGUCCUGUAUAUCAAAAAUAAGCAAUUCCAAAAGUCAGCAAGUGACAGCAUUGAAAGUCAAGUUUGUUGAUGAUGACAAUACUAAAAGACAGGUGAUUAAAAUGCUGGUCGCAAUUAUUCUCAUAUUUGUCAUCUGCUGGGCACCUAUUACUGUAAAUAACCUCCUGGUUGCCUUCAAAAUACUUCCAGGACUUCAUAUUGGAUCAGUGAAAUAUAUGAGAGAAGCAUUCCAUAUCAUGUCGUACGCUAACAGUUGUGUAAAUCCUAUUGUUUAUGGUUUCAUGUCAAAGAACUUCAGACAGACCUUUGUAAAAUCACUUUGCGGUUGUCUACGUGGGAAGGAAUACAUUCGACGGCAGGUGUUUAAAAGUCAGACAGAGGUUUCUUACAUGACGGAAGAUGCAUACCCCGCUCGGUGGACUACUCAGGAACAAAAGGGAAUGUUAUCAAAUCAAUCAACAAUCGAUGAGGACUUUAUAGACAUUGAUGAUAACAAAGAAUGCUCAGAAAACGUUUUAAGCACAGGAAUGUGAGCAUACACGUUGUAAAUACCCGUUAAAGUAUAUAUUUUGUAGACUAAAUGGACAUACGUACUAUAUGAACCGUCAGAGAAUCACUUAAUAUAGAAUCAGCACCAAUAAGUAAAUUACUGUAUCAUUUUUGUUUAUCACGUUACAUUGCAAAACGUAACUGUUUCAGCUUCAACGAUAUACGUUAAAAAGUUUUAAACACAUCUGCAGAUGUUUCUGAAUUCAAAAUUUCACCAUUUUCUUGUUAAAUGUUGAAUUCUGCUUAAGCCGGU
This is a messenger RNA of Ruditapes philippinarum (Manila clam), 1892 nucleotides long. Its product is annotated as QRFP-like peptide receptor. Gene Ontology annotation, cellular component: membrane. The coding region runs from base 340 to 1623 and encodes 427 amino acids. The transcript has 6 exons. The record is from RefSeq and is a predicted model, not a curated record. Lineage: Eukaryota; Metazoa; Mollusca; Bivalvia; Venerida; Veneridae. Gene Ontology annotation, molecular function: neuropeptide Y receptor activity. Gene Ontology annotation, biological process: G protein-coupled receptor signaling pathway.